Yamadazyma jaroonii is the source of this 1386-nucleotide messenger RNA. Lineage: Eukaryota; Fungi; Ascomycota; Pichiomycetes; Serinales; Debaryomycetaceae. The record is from the annotation of a GenBank genome assembly.
AUGCUGGCCAUUCAUUAUUCUAUCAAGGAAAUCAAUAAAUAUUUACCUCCAACUAAUCAUUGGUUGAUCCUCGCUAGUUCAGUACCAGUAGCUCUUUCUUGUGGUACGGUGUUUGCUUUCUCCAUUUAUUCUACCCAAUUAUCAGAACAAUGUAAUUUGACUACCUCCAAUACUUCCAGUUUGAACAUUAGUAUGGUCAUUGGUUCAGCUUUAGGUGGUUUGAUCGGUGGACUCGUUACGGAUGUUUUUGGAACUCAAUUACCUAUGUUACUUGGAUGUGUUACUAUGUUCUUCGGAUAUAAAUGGCUUUAUGAAUUAUUCAAUCAAGGGGAGGAUGCUUCAUUGAUGUUUUUGAUUAUUUCUAUGUUCUUCGUAGGAAUUGGGUCCACUGCAGGGUAUUUCAGUGCUAUUAAGGCGGUAACUAUUGAGUUCCCUAAUUUCAAAGCUACGGCUCAAAGUAUUACUAUUGCUUGUUUUGCUAUAUCUUCAUUGAUUAUCUCAUUCAUUGCAACCCAUGUGUUUCAGAGUGACAUUGCUGCUUUCUUGAAGUUCUUAUAUAUCACCUGUGGAUCUUUGAACUUCAUAGGGUUCUUAUUCAUUAGAGUUGAAGGCCAUUAUAAACCUGGAGGUGAAGUGUUCAUCGAAGAUAAUGAAAAUGAAGCCAUGGCUUUAUUACCUUCACACUCCCAUCCUAAGACUAAGAACUUAAGUCAUCUUGAUCUCAAAGAAUCUAUCAUGCAUCCUAUUUUCUGGUACCAUUUCUUCAUGUUCUCCAUUAUCCAAGGUUUGGGUCAAAUGUAUAUCUAUCAGGUGGGCUUUAUCAUCAAAGCAGUGUAUAAUUAUUAUCCUGGUGGUAACUUACACCACCUUCAAGCCUUACACGUAUCAUUGAUUGCUGUUUGUUCAUUCAUUGGUAGAUUAUCUUCAGGACCUACAUCUGAUUUCUUAGUCAAGUCUGGAUUCCAAAGACAUUGGGGUUUGGUCUUAGGUCUUACUAUCAUGUUGAUGGGCCACUUAUUCAAUAUCUUGAGUUUAGAUAUCUUUGGAUCUUUACAUGUAGCCAAUAUCUUCUUAUCCAUUAACUCCUGUUUGAUUGGUUUUGCUUAUGGAUUCAGUUUCACCUGUUAUCCUGCCAUUAUCUCCGACAUCUUCAACAUGAAAAACUACAGUUUUAUUUGGGGAUUAAUGUAUUCCAGUACAGCUUUUGGGUUAACUUUGAUGUCAAGAUUGUUCGGAUUCUUCUAUGAUUUACAUUCGGAGUUCGAUGGUGAUGAUUUGGUUUGUUUUAAGGGUAGUGGAUGUUAUUUCCAAACUUUUGAAAUCACUUCAUCUUUAUGUUUCUUAGUCAUUUGUUUUAUCUUGGGUUAUAUUUAUUAUAGAAAAUAG